Molecule: messenger RNA, 366 nt
Organism: Penicillium waksmanii
Lineage: Eukaryota; Fungi; Ascomycota; Eurotiomycetes; Eurotiales; Aspergillaceae
Exons: 4
Coding region: 1-366 (121 amino acids)
Source: RefSeq, a predicted model, not a curated record
AUGGGCGUUGGUGAGCAUCAUUCUAUCAGCCACGCCGUCAAGCUGGAGAACGAGGAGAAGAAUGAGAAGAACAACCCUGGAACCAAAAGGCCCCUGUCGAAGCAGGCCAUGCGGGCGAAAGCCUAUAGGGCUAAGAAGAAGCCCCAGCGCGUCGCCGCUCAGGCCGCCGCUCAGGCCAAAAAGGCCGAAAAGAAGAAGGAGGAUAACGAAGAAGCCAGCAAGACGGCCAAGUGGGAUGGGAAAGAAAGUAAUGUUGGUGAAAAGCCAGAGGUCGAGGAUGUGGAGAAAGACGAGACCACCGAAGUGGCCUUCGAUACCGAGGUUGGAAUGCUUGGAGAGGCUGACAUUUUCGAGCAGCAGGGAUGA